AUGAUAAAGGGUGAGAUUAGAUGAAAAUCAUGAGUCACAUUCUCACUGUGCACACACAUAGCUGGAGGACUCAUAUUCCUCCUCAUAAUACCGAUACAGCUGAGCUGAUCGCAAUUCCUGGCAGAUUUGGCACAUGCAGGAGGGAAAGUUUAGUGGAAAUUACUCCAUAAUGCUCAAGGUUAUAAUUUGCUCUGGCAAUGGGCAUGUCAAAUAUUUACAGUUAGCACAUACGGUAUAAUACAUUUAUAAAUAUUUUUAUAUUACAAUUAUUAUCACACAUAGCAAGGUUCCUUUUCAGAUGUCUGUCCUCAAUCCUAUUUGUCCAAAAAGAACACUCCCAGAUAAAUCAUAUAAUUAACAAUAUUGCCUUUUACAUUUAAAGCAAACUGUGUUUUAAAAUAUAAUCCGAUCUGUUGAUUCAAAUUCUGAAUAUGUAUAGUUUUUCUAGUGGUUUUACAUAAUCUGAACUGAAAAACAUAAAAUAAAAACAUUAAAAUGAAGUUACCAACUGCAGAUCAACUUGUCAGUGUAUUUGGGUGGUUUGGCUUAUCUAUAAAUAAAGAAUUCAAAAAAUAAAAACCAGCAUUAAAAGACACUUGCCCCAUGUUCCAAACCCAUUGUUGUCCCAUAGUACAAUAACUUCAAUGCAUACAGUUAAACUAAUGUUCAACAUAAUUGUCCCCCAGUAGUUCUUUAAUCAUGACACAUAUUGUUGCUUUUUAGGGGGAAAUACUAUAUACCAGUAGUACAUUGUGAAAAUUGUGGCAUUUUAUAUAAGCUUUUGGUAUUCAGGGCUAUGGUGCAAAACACACACACACACACACUCUCUCUCUCUCUCCCUCUCCCUCUCUCUCUCUUUUUCCAUUCUGUGGAGCUGGUAAAUUUGUCAUUUAUUUUUAUACCCAGGACUUGAAAUCAAGAGAAAUUAAAUCCUUAAUGUUAAAAUGUUUUACAAUAACUAUUAUAUGAGGCAGCCUAGUCUGCCAUGUUCUUUUCUGUGAGACAGUCCAAUUACAUCCUUGGGAAUAAACAUUGAUCCCCCAAGAAUAGUUAGAGCCCUGGGCUAGCAGUUUGAUUACCACAGUUAAUUGAGGUUGGAAGCCAAUACUUUAUUUAUUUUAUUGCUGGCACGUGAUGGGUUAAAUGUAGACAGUUUUCCUAUUUAAAGAGAAAUGAGUGAGUCCCCCCUCCCUCCUACACACCUUCCUCCCAAGCUGACUCACAUCCCACUGCCUAGGAAGAGUUAAUACAGGAUGGGGAGCCUGCGGUGGAACCUCUGCAUAAACCUCUGCUGCCACGCCUUGGAUAGAACGCCUGCAGCCAAUCAGGGCUCAGAUAGCACAAUAUAAGACACAGCCCCAGCACUUGCUAGAACAGAGAAGCUGAGCUUCAGAACACUCAGACAGUCAGAUACUCAGGUUGAGAACAUCCACUGGGAGACACACCAGGGUCAUCUGUAUUGGUGAGUACCAAGGAUGUAGAGUGUAUAACUGGGCAUUACAGCCCACAGUCUGGCUCCUGGCUGAAUGUCUACAAUUUCCUCAUAUAAAGAGAUCACUACUAUGGCUUGUCACUGUUACUGUCUAUAUUGAGGAAACCAGUAACUGUGUUUAUUUUGAGGCUUUAUAGAGUGAUUCGCUGCAUGAAUUGGAUACUUGAUUUUCCAGCUAAUAGGGUCAAAAUAUCUCUGAACGAGGUCCUGCAUCCCAUUUUUACUGGGUCUGGGUCAUAUGUUCCAAGUUACUCAGCUGCUAAGAUUUUUGUUUUAAUGUAAACAAUCUUUAAUAUGGAGAGACGGCAUCUAGAUGCCCAGAGGUGUUGGUGAUUUCAUUUCUCAGCUCGUUUUGCUAGUAUACAGAGCAGUUGUACUGUACUCCUACACCCAUCAUGUCUAUCCAACUAAAGGAGGAAGCAGAAGCAACAUUUAGUACAUAUGUGAUUUUAAAGGUGUUGUAAACUAGUGCAGAUUUAUUUUACUAUCACUCCAUGCAUCGAUUUAUGUGAAUUCAUGAAAGUGUUAUAAAAUCUUCUUAGUUUCAUAUUUCCUUAUAUGACCAUAGGAGGUAUAAACUAAGUUUUGGAGAGAGAAAGUAAUGUGCUAGUUGGUUAAUGCACCUUCUGUCUCAGGUCAUUGGGAUUUUAUCUACAUUUACACUAUAUAUUGAUUUUUGGGAAAUGUAGUUUCAUGGUUGGGUUCAGACAUUAAACAUUGAGUUACAAUGAACUGGAAAUCAUCUUUUUAGAAUUUACCCUAAAAUAGUCAAGCUGAAUAUUAAGCCAAGCAAAAGAUUUUGUUUUUUUUUCCAACUCAAAACAUUCUGACCAUAUUUAAUUAAAAAUUAAAUUCACCAAAAUUCACGGUUUAAUAAAUCUGGUGAUAUCUUAUUAAGAAGCGUUUUGCCAUGAUUUCUUUUUGACAUGGGUUGGCGCAGGUUCUAUGCGGAUUUUGGUUUUAGAACCCCCCACCCCGCCCACCCAGUAAGUUUAUACCACUGCAGUAUGAUUUAACCUAUUUAAAUUUAUAUAAUUAAUAAAAUAAUAAUAAUAAAAUCUUGAACAUAUAUAUGGCAAUAGAAAUACAACAAUGAAAGACAUAGACACAGUAAUCAUGAUGUUGUGUUAAAUAGUAUGUUCAAAUAUCUAAAAAGAUUUGAAUCAAACUAAUCGGUUUUUCCAAUGUAUUUCAAAAAUCGGAAUUUAUGAAAGAUUGUUUUCCUGAAUGAUCAUAGUAAGAUUACUGUAAAUAUUUAAGUAUAAGAUGGGCUAUUACUGUUAAUAUAUAAAUUGUUUUGUUUUUACAAAUAUUUGCUUUAUUAUCUAACUUUUAAUACUAUAUACUGGACCCAUAAGAAAAGUAAUUUAUAGUGCGUUCUUUAUUCAAAUGUUCUUGUUGUGUUUUAUAAAAAUAAAAAAAAUAAAGGAAAAAAACUGAGUGAGACAUGUUUUAUUAGUCAAUCAUUUUAAGAAAGGUAUAGAGAAAAAGUGUACAUUUUUAAUUAGAAGAUACUUAUUGGUUAAUGUAACAAGAGUUAUAAAAAUAAGCUUUAUACGAAUGUACAUAGUUUUCAUUAAAUACUAAUUCUUGGAAUAAAACAUACACUAUGUAUGAAAAUAGCUUCUAAUUUUACGGGACAUGUUGGCUUUAACUGUCCAUUGUAUUUAUUUUACAAUAUUUUUGAAACAGGUUUCAAAACACAAGUUUAGAGAAUAAUGAACAAUCAUGAGUUCUUUUUGUUGCGCAAUCACCAUAGACAUUAAAUCAACUUGCUUCUAACAUUUUGUGGCUUCAUGGAGAUAAUAAAUGAAUGUGUUACCCAAAAGGACCAUUUUAUUACAGCAGAUUAAAUGAUGAUGAUUUGUCGACUCAUGUCUAGAUUUUACUUUUCAGCUGUAGAAAACCUGCAUUACUUAAAAUGAAGACGCUUUUGUUGUCCUUCGCAUUUGCCUGCAUUCUUAUUGGUGCGCUGGAAGCAGUAAGUGAAAUAUCUUUGCUAAUUUAUCAAUAAUUUGUUCUGUUCUUACUGCCUCGUAUAAAAGACACUUUUGUCAACCAAAUUAUGUUUAGGUGCAUGCUGACUAUCACUAUAGGCAUAACAGAUCCAUUAUUGAUUUUCUUUCUUCUCAUAAAAAAUAUUCACUGUUGAUAUUGCCACUUGCUCUCAGUCUUUAAGUGAUGAUGUUUUACCCCGUCAAGAAUUAUAGCUCUACACUGGAAUGGAAGGCCCAUGAAAUUAUUUUCGUUGCUUUAAAUGAUCCUUCCUCCCUCUCCAAUCAGAUUUAACCCCUUAAGGCCCAAACUUCUGGAAUAAAAGGGAAUCAUGACAUGUCACACAUGUCAUGUGUCCUUAAGGGGUUAAAUUGGUAUGAUCCAGACUGGGACACUUGUUAUCGAGACACUUGCUUAAUUUACAUAGGUCUUCCAAAAGCAUAUUUAGAGCACAGAGUGAUAUAUCUAACAUAUUGUAGGAAGCUGCUAUUGUUCACUUAAUAUUUUAUACGCAGGAGGGUUGACCAAAACAGUAAAGCUCUAAGCAUGAUAGCUUGAUGGGUCUUAUUCCUCGAAAUCCUAACUCACUGGUUGUUUCCCAAGUGCCCAAAGAUGCCCAACUGUCUACAAUUUAGGGACAUCACAAUUUUGUUCCAGUGAGGAUUAUGUCAAAAUACGAACCAUUUGGGUACACACACACACACACACACACAUAUUAAAAAUGCAUUUUAAAAUUGUACCCCUCUUUUAUUUCCACAGAAACCAAGGAAAAUACCAAAUGAAGAUUCAGAAUCUGUCGAAGGUAAGAACAAAUUAGAUUGAAUCAGUGAAAGAGAUGUCUAGAUGCUUGGCUGCAAACGAGGAUUGUCUAGAUAGUGCUUACAAACCAAUAAAGCUGUAAAUUCUAGUGUAUUAAAUACCGAUGCAGCAUAGUCUGCUCACUUCAAACAGUGGAAAACACUACUUAAUUCAGAGUCAAUGAAUGAAUAAUAAUGUAUGUAAUGAAUGUACUGAUUAAGCAUUGUACUUGGAAUCAGAAUUUGAAAAGGUAUUUACUUUUCAAUUAGAUCAAAACCUUAGACCAAUAUAGCCACAUAUCACUUACAGUAUAAUGUAAGUAUUAUGGGUCUUAUCUCAAUCAAUUAGCGAUUCAGUCAUUUACAAUGUAUCCAUUUUCUGCUUAUACAAGCGUACUUUUAAAGGUGAUAAGGCCAUUUUACAUUAUUCAGCAGGGCAUACAAUACUGUCUAAAGGUUGUGUUAGACAACCACUAAGUAUAUAAUUUCAUUGUACAAUUUAGAAUAUGUAUUUCUUCUUUUGACUUUGCAUAGAAUGUGUCUGUUUGAAUGGAGGAACUUGUGCAUACUUUCGUCUUUACGGAAGACCGUACAGGUGUGUCUGCCCCUUGGGUUACGCUGGAGAACAGUGUGAAAUAGGUAUGGGUACAUUUUUAUUGUCAGUACAUAUUGAUAUUAACAAAACUCAAAAGACCAGUUAAAAAAACGAAACAAUUAUUUGACCUAUAUACAACCAGUGAAUGGAUUGAUUGGUCGCCUGAGUGCCAGAGAACAUGCAAAUGUUUCAAAAUAAAAAGGAGUCUGCGUCUAUAGAGAAGUUAUGGUUUGAUAUAUGUGGGGCAAAGACCCACAGAAAUGAAUGGAAUGUUUCUGAUGAGUAUGUUAAAAAAAAGAAAUAUGGUCCACAAAUGGCAAACACCAUAGAGUAAUGAAUUUAUCUCAUGUGACCAUUCCGAUAUCUCAUCAUACUUUUAUUGAUCUCUAUGAUAGUGUAAUUAAUUCAAAGUCAUUCUUUAUUUUAUUAUUAUGUUAGUAGCAAUGCUACUAACCCAUGUACUACUAUCCUUUCUGUAAAGUAGUAUUUUGGCAACGUCUUACACUCUAAUAUUGGAAAUUGUUUAGAAGCUAAAACAGUGUUUCCUUUAAAAUUUUACUAUCAAUAAAUGUUUAUUAAUGGUUUAAUAUUUUAAUUAAGUAUCUAUGGUAACAAUCAAUUAUCUGGUUCACAUGUCUGUAUUUUAUACAAAACAUUGUACAUUAAAAUAGCAUCGAUAUGGACCCGCUUAAUUAAACAUGUUUAGAAACUUAUUAAAAACUGCGUAGAAGUUUAACUGUUAGGAAUUCCAUCUUGGAAUAUUAAUUAAUGAUCAUGACUCUUCAUCCCAAAGUCAUGAGUUAGAAAUUCUAAUGGCUAGCGACGACCAAGUAACUGCACAAAUUCAGGGCAUAUCCAGUUUGUAUAAAAAAAUAAACAAACCAGAAUUACACAGAUGGAAUUAAAUGUUUUGUAAUGUACAUCAUACUCUUUUCUUUUUUAGAUAUUAGAUCCAAGUGUUACGAUGACAAUGGCAAGGACUACAGGGGUAUUGUGUCUAAGACAAACCAUGGCAGGGAGUGCCUGUACUGGGACUCUAAAGAGUUAAAAAACAGUUAUUUCAACGCACACAGAGCCAACGCACUGGAACUUGGUCUUGGCAGUCACAAUUAUUGCAGGUAUUAAUGCAGAUCUGUCACGUUGUGCUCUAGAGCAGAACAUUGCUGCUCACUGCAACUGAAGCUGAAUCCAUCAUUGCAGACAGCAUAGUAUCAUUCAUCCCUUCUGCAAAAUAGUUUCCCUAAUAUUAUAUUCUUUUCAGUAUUUAAUGUUUUUAAAACACUGAUUUUGUUUUUACAGGAACCCAAGCAACGGCAGGAAACCCUGGUGUUAUUUCAAAAGUGGAAGAAAGGUUUUAACCAUGCAUUGUGAUGUACCACAGUGUGAGAAAGUAGAACCCACAGGUUAGUAGCUCACAUUUCUUGCGGGCUUCAUUUUUUUUUUUUUUAUGAAGGAGGCAGUCUCCCCCUAGUGGACUUUGUUAAAAUGUCAUACUCUGUUGCUGUAAAUUAAAUGCCUCUCUUUCUAUAUGUAACACAAUAUGAGUGGUAUGAGACAUUGAUCACCAAAAUGUCUAUCGUUUCUUCUUAUUUCUGGCUGAUUGCAGUUGUGUCUUAGUCACAAACUAUCAGUUAAACUAUUUAUAUAGCGCCAUACCACCAGCUAUGCUUUGAUAGGGGCUAGCAGAAAGUCUGCUUCAACAAUGACAAAAAUGUGUAGAUGCCAUUUAAGUGAAUGGUUUUUAAGUGACUUUGUUUUUCUCUUAGUUCCAGUACCCACCUGUGGUCAGCGUCAGCACAAAAUGUACAAGGUCGUGAGAGGAGGUAGUACCCCCAUCGAAUCCCAGCCAUGGAUGGCAGCACUUUACCAGAUCUCUAGGAGACACAAACAGGAAACUUUCCUAUGUGGAGCCAGCCUUAUAAACCCCUGCUGGGUGAUGACAGCAGCACACUGCUUCCCUGACGCGUAAGCAAAGCUCCAAUAUGUCAUCCCCUUCUGUUUUGUCUACAGUUUUUGUUCUAAGCCCUAAAAUAUUUUUCACAAACAAAUCUCAAAUUAUUGUAUAAUAAAGCAGGGCAUAGCAUGGCCUUCAGAGACAAUUCUAGUUACUAUUAAAGGAACACUAUAGGGUCAGGAACACGCCCCCCUAAAUAUAAUAAAAUCUUACUUUUAUUCCAUUGCUGUGCAGGUUUGUCGGUGCUGGCUCUGCCUCGGCCCCACAUCCUUGGCAGACAUCAUCCUAUUGGAAAGCAUUGGAUGGGCUGAGAUCGUCAAAUCUGAUGAUCUCAGCCAAGGUGGUGGGGUGGAGCCAAACACUUUCUUGGCCAAUCAGCAUCUCCUCUUCUCUGAAAAGACAGUGUUUAGUGCAAGAAGCCUGCAACAGCUGACUAUAUUCAUCAGAACAACUACAUUAAGCUGUAGUGGUUUUGGUGACUGUAGUAUCCAUUUUAACCCAUUAAUAUGUGAAGUACUUUGUCAUAUCUCCUGCUAUAUAGUUUGAAAAUUCUAAACAAGCACAUGGAUUUUGCUCCAUUUGUGACAGUACAUAUAAAUCUCUGUAUAUACUGAAAUACAAAGUAAUACAAAGUAAAAUACAAAGUAAAUUACCAUUCUACUUUAUUUAUUUUUAAAUAAAGAUGUUUAUUGAGAUUUUUGCUUAACAGGGUAAAAGCAAGGCAUCAGAAACAAAUCUCCUAAUUGAGAAUAACGAUAACAAGUAAUUCAGACACCCAGACCACUUCUGCCCAUUGGAGUGGUCUGGGUGCCAACUCCCACUACCCUUAACCCUGCAAUCCUUAUUGUAUAUACACUGGAACACUUACACACUCAAUAAUUCAGAAUAAAUGCUUUCCAUUCCAUUCAACUAUGGUACUAAUCAACAAACAAUGUCUCUUUGCAAUUUAGGGAUUUUGUGGAACCCAAAGACUAUGUCAUCAUACUCGGAAAGUCUAACCUCGAUGAGACCAAUUUAGAGAAAGAACAAAAAUUCUUAGUGGAAAAGAUUAUUCGCCAUGAAAAUUUUAAUGACCUCACUGGAGCACUGGACAAUGAUAUCAGUAAGAGAUGUUUAGUUUGCAUGGAAAUGGUGGGCAUUAAGCCUCAAUGUGUUAUGUUUGGAAAAGUUGCAUUUAAACUAAUGCCAAAAAUUCUCUUUUUAUUUAUUUUCAGCAUUGAUAAAAAUACGCUCCACAUCCGGCCAAUGUGCAUCUCUAACAGACUCUGUGCAAACCAUCUGUCUCCCUCCAUCUGAUAUAAAGCUGAGGGAAGGUACCAAGUGUGAAAUAGCUGGAUUCGGGAAAGAGUCAUAUAGUGAGUACAUACAUUUUUCUAAGCAAAGCGUUUCCAUGGAUCCACUGGAUAGGACGUAGAAAUUAACUUAAAACUGAUCAGACCUUUCCAUUUCGGUGUUUUCAUCUGAAAUUCAUCCAUUUAAAAAAAAAAACAUUCCAAGCACCAUAGCCACUACAACAUGCUAAUGGUUUGGUACCCUGGGGUUGGCCAGGUUACCCCCUUCAUUGAGAGCUUUCAUUAAUUCUUCUGAGCUAAGCCGCUCUCAGCCAACGAGCUAAGCCCUGCACUGCCGAGCUAGCUCAGAGCAGAGGACUUCCGGCCCAGCCACCACCUCCAGUUGUCAAACCAUUUGCAAUCACUUUGACGACUUACAAAAUGGUGACCACGGCACUCCCAGCACCAUAACCACUACAUCACACUGCAGUGGUUAUGGUUCUUGGAUUGUUCCUUUUAGUUCUUCCAGAUUUCCUGGAGUUUGGAAAUUGUAGAUCACUCAAACCAACUUUGCUUUUGUUUUUGUUUUGUUUUUACAGAUAGCAUUGUUUAUUCUCAACUUCUGAAAUCUGCCUCAGUCCAGCUGAUCUCCCAGGAGGUGUGUCAGUCAGAUAAAUACUAUGGGAAACUUUUGAAUAACAAUAUGUUUUGCGCUGGAGACCCUGAAUGGAAGGUCGAUGCUUGUAAGGUGAGACGCUGCUCUGAAGCUGAAUUAAGCUUUUUUUAAAAGCUAAUUUUAAAGGACAUAGGGUGGGAUCUCUUCCUUAAAACAGAAGCAGCAGUAGUAGGCUUUAAUUUGAACAAAUUUUGUCUCUUAUAGGGGGAUUCCGGUGGACCUCUGAUAUGUGAAUACAAUGGACAGAUGGCGCUGUAUGGCAUAAUUAGCUGGGGGGAGGAAUGUGCAAAGGAGCACAAACCCGGUGUGUACACACGUAUCACGCAGUACCUACCCUGGAUAAACGAGAAGAUGUCAGAGGACAAUAUACUGCGAAGUAAGAAAAUCUUAAAAUGAAAACCAUUUCGAAUUCCUUCUUGGUAACAGCUCAAAGCGAUCAGUGAAAUCUCUUAUCUUUCCCUCGCCAGUGGAGUAUCGCAGACCUUGUUUACAUGAAUCAGUAGCUUUUGCUAUUAAGCGGUUGUCAUUUUUUAAAUUUCAAUGAAUCUGUGUUGUAUGAAAAUAUUCUGACUGGUUUAUACUAUGCUGUUGCAGAGAUGCAAUUACUGUUUAAACCAGGUUACUCCAAUGUAUCCAUUUUAUUUGUACAUUUUCCACACCAGCAUUUCUGUAUGUGUGUUGUGGGCUAUAUUAAAUGGACACCGCGGGCAUUAUAACCCUUUUAUUUUAUUGAAUUGAAUAUUGAAAAUAUUAUAGUCCCCUGGCACUGUCCCUCCAUUCAGUGUUAAACCAAUUAAACUGUGAAUGACGGUCCCCAAUAAAUUCUUCCUCAGUCAUACCAAUUGAUACCAGCAAUAGACAUCUGUAAUAGGCUACAAGUAAUCAGCUGACACUCUCAACCAAUCACCUCAACCUGUUAUUGCUUAGGCUAAUGCUUCCUUAUUAGCCUGAGCAGCACAGAGUGGUGGACUGCUGGAGACUCUUGUUUAGCAUCAAAACAUUAAAAAUGGUUUCACACUGAAUGAAGGGUUGAUGCUAGGGGGCUCAAGACACUAUACCCACAUCUAUGAGAUAAAGACGUUACGGUGCCAACAGUGUCCCUUUAAGUUACUACAUUACCAUUAAUAAUGACAGUCGUACCCACAAUAAAUUAUGUGGCUUGUGAAUUAAAAAAAAAAAAAAUGUAGGAUUGGGAAUUAUUAGAGUGUUAAAAUAUGCAUUCAUAUAGCCUCUUAAUUUACAGACAUGUCUGUUUAAAAUACUCCCCAAAUAUUACUAAUGCCCAGUUUGUUAUAGGUUUUACCUGUAAGAUAUUUAAACCUGAAAACUUUUCUGAAUGGCAGUGACCUCUAACCACUAGCUAAAAGGAUUCUGGCAAACCUUGUGCAUCAAGUAACCUAACUAGUCGUUUACACGUCCUUUUCAUAGUGCACACUUCUAGUUAAGAAAAGUAAAUUCUACUUUUGAGGAAUAAGACCUAAACAGGGUUGGCAAGGGCUUCGCCAGGUUUAGGCCAAAAUGCCUUUCAGCUUGACUAUUUUGGUUUAGAUGCUUCAUGUCCGUUAGUCAUUUCACAAUUUUAUGUUCACUUAACCCAGUUAAUACUUAUAUAAAUGAAGGUUUUUAAAAAAAAAAAAAAAAAUUAAAAAAUUGCACUGGUGUUUUUUUUUUAAACCCCAUUGCUGCUUAAAGAGAUGUAUAAUAGAUUUUAACAUGUUCUGUAGAGGAAGGUUACAGUGUAUAUCUCUGUAUAAUCCACAGAGUAGUUUAUUUAUUUAUUUUUAAAUCUCUUUGGCAAGGCAGGGGUUAAAAUACACAUUAUUAAUGAAUCAUUCUUCAUAAAUGUAUAUCCGUAAAUGUGGAUUAACCUUUGUACAUAUGUAACCAGUAAGUUAUUUAUAAAUAUUUAUGUUAUUUAUAUAACUAUUUUAUAUGUAUUUAUAUGUGGAAGAAAUUGUUUAGAUUAAAUGAUGCCCUAUGACUUUUAAAUAAACAUUACGUAUGUCUCUUAAAAUAUCAAUACAGUUGAGUUUAUUAAAGAAAUAAUUAAAUGUGGUGGCUUUAAAACAGUGUUUUAAAAUUCAGACCAAAAUAACAGAGUUAGGGGAAAUAAAUGACCACAUAAGCUCUAGUAACUCUGUUAACUUACUAGUUAGUAUACAAUUUCCUAAAGAUGCUUUGAUUAUGGACGUUAACAUUAUUUGUUACUCCCAUAUCCAAUAUGGGCCCGUGAUCUUCCAAAAAAUAUCUAAUCACUGAAUUGUAUCUGAAGCGAUUCUGAAAUUGUAGUGUAUCUGUGCCUUUCAAGAAAAUAAUUGUUAUCUGUAGUAAAUGUGCCAUCUACCUCACUAUAGUGUAAAUAAAGCUGUGAGUGUUCGUUUAAUUCCCGGUUUACUCACUUGAGUCACAAAAAUGUAAUAUUAGCGUGACAAAAUGCACAUCGACGUUCAACGUGAGGCUUGCUGAGUUCGUAAAUUUAUAUAUACUGCCCUUGAGGUUGAUCACGGAAAUUCAAAAAAUUAUGCAAAAGUAGCUAAAAUAGAAAUAUUCUCAAACUUCUUAUUCAAGCUCAGCUAAUUGGCCUAGAAUUUGCAAUUUCACGAGAUAGUUAUUGAGAAUUCGCAAUCUAAAGAAAACUCUGCGGAUAUAGCUUGCAUAGAUUAUCCUUUGCGUUUGCCCUUUUUACGUUUACAUGUGGUCGUUAAUGGUUGGUUCUCCAGCUAUUGCUCCAUCAAAACUCCAAUUACUUUCUUUCUGAUUUAUCUUAACAAAUGUUAAAAUCAACAUAGGAGGCAACACAGCCAAACGUCUUUCUGGUUUGUUCACUGUAAAGUUAACUUGCCGUACCUUUUCCAAAGGUUAAAUAACAAAAGGUACAUAGAUCUUUCCAGGGUUGUUGUUUUAAAGUGAUAUCUCUCUAUUUUUUAUUUUUUUAUUUUUUUUUUAUAUUAAUGAAUGUCAUGCCACUGUUUGUUUGUUUGGUUUUUUUUUGUGGAGAAAUUGUUACAAUUAUGCAAAUGAUAUAUAAAACUCCACUCAGUGCCUUGUCUGUAUAAAUAUCAUUUGUAUGGGCUGGUCCCAAGAGUGUUAUAGCCAUGUUUAUUUAUUGUCAUGUGUCUCGUUUUAAAAUUGCUAAUAAAAUGAAUUAUUUUCUACAAACUUCUGUUGUAAUUAUGUUGCAUAGAAUAAAAUUUUUAAAAUAAACCGUG
Molecule: messenger RNA, 11989 nt
Organism: Pelobates cultripes (western spadefoot toad)
Lineage: Eukaryota; Metazoa; Chordata; Amphibia; Anura; Pelobatidae
Source: the annotation of a GenBank genome assembly